AUGAAAAGGAAGAUAGCUUCCACAGUGAAACGGGGGCACCCCCAAGAAGAAACAGACCCCCGCCAAAACGGCCGAGGAAAUCAAGGAACACUCCAAGACGUUGACUGGCAUCUACUUGGUCUGAACGGAGCAAUCAAUCACCAAGGAGAAUUAUCCACCAAAACAACAA
Messenger RNA from Plasmodium inui San Antonio 1, 169 nucleotides. RefSeq lists its product as hypothetical. Lineage: Eukaryota; Apicomplexa; Aconoidasida; Haemosporida; Plasmodiidae. The annotation marks the transcript as partial. The record is from RefSeq and is a predicted model, not a curated record. The transcript has a single exon.